AAGCGCGAGAGAGAAGCGCCGCGCGCGAGAGAGAGAGAAGCGCGAGAGAGACUCAUGUUUCAGCCACGAACACAACACGCAGCAGAAGAAACAACAGAGCACUACUGUACACUCGCGAGAGACUGUGGAUUACAGAACCUUGAGGAAAAAGCAGAGAUGAUAAUGGAGGGUAGAAUGUUUAUUUGCCUUUGUGCCUUGCUCUUUCUUCACGUGGGAUCCGGUGACCAUGGUAAUGAGCACACUACGCAACCAGCACCAGAACGCGAUGUGGAUCUCGCCAGUCAUGUGCCCAGUUUUGCACCAAAAGGCUCCAACUCCAAUUCUUCAACUGGCGACAGUACGACGACGCAGCGGGAAAUUACCACUGCGACACCACAACCGGGUGGAAUGAGUGCCACCAAGAUGGAGCCAACCUCUGCCUCAUCCAACCCCCAAAAGGCCACAAACCUUACCGACGAUGUGACAUUGAAACCUUUCGUUCCGACCACACUUUCCACCCAAGCUCCGAACACGUCUUACAGCCACUUCAACGCAACCUAUGCCAACGCGACUUUACACGAGCCAACGAAGCCGAUUCCAGUUUCCUCCACGCCGUCGAGCCGUACAGCUACCGUUGAGACCCAUCCUCCCAUGUCUACCACUUUGCCUCGCACCACAUCACAUGCAAGGCCCAGAACAACUCAGCCAUCUACCACUACCAUCCCCACCACGAGCCACUCAACAACCACCUCAACAACUUCUCAGACGACCUCUCUACCGUCAACUCAGGGAACCUCAAGCAAGGCCCCGCCGCUGGCCACGGUUGUCCCUCAGGCCUUCACGUCCAUGAAGACCAAACUGCAUCCUGACACCCCGUCGCAACUCAACGUGAAUGGUGAAACCGUCAAAGUGCACGAUUCCCCAACGUUGGAUCCCCUGCUGGCCGGCUUAGUGUCGGCCUUCGUCGUCAGCGCCGCCGUCAUCACCCUGCUCCUCUUCCUCAAACUGCGACGACGAGAUAACAGGCCAGAGUUCCGCAGGCUACAGGACUUGCCCAUGGAUGACAUGAUGGAAGAAACUCCUUUGUCAAUGUACAGCUACUGAUUCUGGAUGCACAACCAACCAAUGACUACGCCCUCCAAAAGCCUGUUUGUCAAGGGUAAUAUUUACCAUGAUUUAACACAUUGGCUACCGUUGAUUGCUAUAGACGCCAGCCCUCUCCUUUAAAAUAGCUUGGACGUCUAUCGAAGUCAAUGGUAGCCAUUGACUGACUUCUUCUAAGUCUUGGUCCUGAAGAAUUCAGGUUUCGUGUGACCACAUACAGUGGUAAUGUGGGUAGCGACUACUUUAUCCAGGUCUGAUGGCUGCUCUUGCACCACCCUUGUCAGGUUCUGUGGAAAAUGUUUUUCAUCUUCACACGCACAACCCCAUUCCGUAGCGCUUUUGCUGUAUUUUCUCCAAUUCUGGCCCAGUUACUAAGCAAAAUAAACCUUUCAUGAGGACAAAACAGUAUGGCUGGGCAGUAUUGAAAGCUAUUUGCAGAUGGCAAUACAAUGCCGAAAGUGAUUUCAAGUCUUUUUGAGUACAAAUAAAGGCCUCACAAGGCCAUUAUUUUGAAGAAAUGCAGCAAUCUUGUUAUUAAAGGCUUUUCGAAUGACUCACAUGCCCUGGAGGAGAACACACAAAAUGGCCUGGUUAUACUUUAAUGAGGUUGCACUUUAUUUUUAUUCUGUUUUUGAGAAAAAAUUGUUUCAGCGGGCGUGCAGACAACAGCUGUGUGAGUUUUUAAGAGUGUGUGUGUUUUAAAUUAGUGUGUGUUGGUGGAUUAUUUAAUGAAAACAUGGGUCACGACAUUAGGUAAAUCUGCACUAUUAAUACAAGAGCUGCAUGGCGCAUUCUGCCCUUCACUAACACGAUGACACGUCGAUUUGUGUGUGUGAAUUGAGUGGGUGUGCUUGAUAAAGAUUCCAGUGUGUGUUCAAUUACAGUAUUGUGAGUGGUGCUUUUCCCCCAGAUAAAGUCCACGUGAGGGUGCCUUUUCAAAAUUACAUUCUCGUCAUUUGGAGAAGUGGCCUUUAUGUAGUGUUUAUACUGUGAAUAGUCUUGUUGUUGAGUGUGUAAUUUAUGAAAACUCCCAAAAAUGCAUUCCCCUUUCAGAUGAAUCCACAUUUUAAAAUGAUGCACUUGUGUUAUUCGAUUGAAGUGUCAAACGCAUCAUCGUUGCUUUGUGAAGCUUUGCUGGUCAAUGUGGAUUAUGGACUAUUAUUAUUGAAACCAAUAAAAGGUAUUUCAAGUGGAUGUCUUUUUUUCUCUUCUUAUUGUGUGUGUUUAACUCCGUACACAUUUUGUUGUAUUUUAAGUUAAAACUGAGUUCUAUUAUUCGUAUUUUAUAUAUUUAUUAAUUUCUUUGGUUGAAUAAACAUGCUUUAGGCAUUGAAACAAAGUGUUUUUAUUCUUUCACAUUUUUUCAACACUAUACACUUUUACUGCAAAUGAAUAUCUGCCCCAAAUAUUGGUCAUCAACUGUAUGGUAUUAACCAAUAAUAGUCUGUAUUAGUAUUGAAAAGCCCAAAAAAUGGUAGAUCUAUGUUCGAUUUGAUUCAAGGACCCUUGAUCGUUUUUAUACAAUAUUUUGUACACAUUUGACAAAAUCAGUUACAUUUCACCUAAAGUAAUAGAAAAAUACAAAGCAAUUUAGAUGUUUUUUUUGGCAAUUUUGUUAAUGACACUUUUCAGACAUUUAAAU
Corythoichthys intestinalis (scribbled pipefish) is the source of this 2725-nucleotide messenger RNA. Its product is annotated as mucin-2-like. The coding region runs from base 55 to 1083 and encodes 342 amino acids. NCBI's taxonomy places the organism in Eukaryota, Metazoa, Chordata, Actinopteri, Syngnathiformes, Syngnathidae. The record is from RefSeq and is a predicted model, not a curated record. The transcript is spliced from 5 exons.